Messenger RNA from Dioscorea cayenensis subsp. rotundata (Guinea yam), 2985 nucleotides. RefSeq names its product ubiquitin carboxyl-terminal hydrolase 14. The transcript has 20 exons. Lineage: Eukaryota; Viridiplantae; Streptophyta; Magnoliopsida; Dioscoreales; Dioscoreaceae. The record is from RefSeq and is a predicted model, not a curated record. The coding region runs from base 160 to 2583 and encodes 807 amino acids. Gene Ontology annotation, molecular function: protein binding; zinc ion binding; cysteine-type deubiquitinase activity. Gene Ontology annotation, biological process: protein deubiquitination.
AGACUUGAAGAAGAAGGCAUUUGAAUCGCUGAGAGACUCCAAGCAAAGAUAAACUCUCAUUCUUUGCCCCGCAGUGAAGCAGCGAUCCAAGCCCUAGGGUUUCCAUCGAUCCCGAUCUUCUCCUCUGAGACUCCAGCAAUCGAUCUCCAGCUCCCUCUAAUGGAGCUCUUGCGAGCGCAUCUCUCUAGGGUUCGGAUCCCAGAACCCACCAAUCGCGUCUACAAGAACGAGUGCUGCAUCUCGUUCGAGACCCCGAGAUCGGAAGGGGGAUUGUUUGUGGAUUUGAGCUCGUUUCUGGCAUUCGGGAAGGAGUAUGUGAUGUGGAACUAUGAGAAGACUGGGAACCCAGUGUAUCUGCACAUUCAGCAGCGGAAGAAGCCUGUGUCGGAGGAUCGGCCUCUCAAGAAACCUACCCUUCUUGCCAUUGGUGUGGAAGGGGGCUUUGAUGGCCAGGAACCUGAAUAUGAAGAGACUUAUAAUAUCAUAAUAUUACCUGAUUACAUCUCUCUUCCAUUUCCCUCUGUGGAGUUGCCAGAGAAGGUGAGAUUUGCAGUUGAUGCCAUCUUACUGGCUGAGGGUGCUGAACGCAAACAGCAAUUAGCAGCUUGGACAGCUGAGAAAAAGAAAACCAGUGCUUAUGCUCUAGAUCUGCCACAGAUCAACAAUGGUGUUAUUAUACCCCCAUCAGGAUGGAAAUGCUGCAAAUGUGAUAAGACUGAUAAUCUCUGGCUCAAUCUAACUGAUGGAAUGAUCUUAUGUGGGAGAAGUAAUUGGGAUGGAACGGGUGGUAAUAAUCAUGCAAUUGAACAUUACCUAGAGAAAAAUUAUCCUCUGGCUGUAAAACUUGGAACUAUUACUGCUGAUUUGGAAGCGGCAGAUGUUUUCUCUUAUCCGGAGGAUGAUAGUGUCGAGGAUCCUUUAUUAGCUCAACAUUUGGCAUUUUUUGGAAUUGACUUUUCAUCAUUGCAAAAGACUGAAAUGACAACUGCUGAAAGGGAACUCGACCAGAAUACCAACUUUGAUUGGAAUAGGAUACAGGAAAGCGGCAAGGAUAUGGUACUACUUUUUGGACCUGGUUACACUGGACUUGACAAUCUUGGGAAUAGCUGCUAUAUGGCAUCAGUCAUGCAAGUAGUGUUCUCAACACAUUCAUUCAUUUCGAGAUAUUACAGAGAAAAUAGUUUAAAAGCAGCAUUUGAUUUGGCUCCAGCAGAUCCAACUUUGGACUUGAACACACAGUUGACUAAACUUGGACAUGGAUUACUGUCUGGUAAAUAUUCCGUCCCAGCUGUAGAGGUGGAUGUCAAAGGAAACUGCUCAGACGAUACCUUAAAUGUUAAGCAAGUAGGAAUCUCUCCUCGUAUGUUUAAGUCAGUCAUUGCUGCUAGUCAUCCGGAAUUUUCAAGUAUGAGGCAACAGGAUGCGUUGGAAUUCUUCUUGCAUUUUCUUGACCAAGUCGAGCAAGCUAAUGCUGGAAGAAGUGAUUACGAUCCUUCAAGAUGUUUCAAAUUCUUUAUUGAGGAGCGUCUUGAGUGCCCUUCCGGAAAAGUUGCUUAUAAUAAAAGAGCUGAUUACAUUCUUUCUUUGAAUAUACCGCUUCAUGAAGCUAUUAAUAAAGAACAACUUGAUGCAUUUAACAAGUUGAAAAAUGAUAAAAUGCUGGAAGGACAGGAAAUUGGUAGUGAGGAAAUUGUGCGGCCAAGAGUGCCAUUGGAGGCAUGCCUAGCAACCUUUUCAGCCCCGGAGGAGGUGCAUGGUUUUUACAGCACUGCAUUAAAAGGGAAGACAACUGCGAUCAAGACUGCUGGGUUAACUACUUUUCCUGAUUACUUGGUUCUACAUAUGCGUAAGUUUGUGAUGGAGGAAGGAUGGGUGCCAAAAAAGCUUGAUGUGUAUAUCGAUGUCCCUGAUGUAAUUGAUAUCACAAAUAUGCGCAGCAAAGGCUUGCAAUCAGGAGAAGAACUACUACCUGACACUGCAGCUGCUGAGACUAGCGAGACUACAAUCUUCACUGCAAAUGAGGAUAUUGUUUCCAAGCUUGUAGACAUGGGAUUCAAUUCUCUGCAUUGCAAAAAAGCUGCGAUCAAUACCUCGAAUGCUGGAGUUGAGGAAGCCAUGACUUGGUUGCUAUCUCACAUUGAUGAUCCAGAUAUUAAUGAUCCCAUCUCACAUGAAUCCCUGGAUGCUGAUUUUCCAUCUGUUGAUGAAUCUAGUGUGGAUACAUUGAUUUCAUUUGGGUUUCAAGAGCAUGUUGCUCGAAAAGCAUUGAAGAUCUCAGGUGGAAAUAUUGAGAAAGCCACAGACUGGAUAUUUACCCACCCAGAAGAGAUGGACCCGGCUCCAACAGAAGCUACAUCAAGCACACCAAUGGCUGUCGAUCCAGGAGUACCUGACGGAAGUGGCAGAUACAAGCUCAUGGCAAUUGUUAGUCACAUGGGCACUUCCACUCAUUGUGGCCAUUAUGUUGCCCAUGUGUUGAAAGAUGGAAGAUGGGCAAUCUUCAAUGACAGGAAAGUUGCAGUAUCCCUCAACCCACCGAAGGACAUGGGCUACCUUUACUUCUUUGAGAGGAUAAGCAGCUAAAACACGGACAUGGUAUGGUGGUAUAGCAGAAGACUAAGACAGCAAUGAUCUUUCCAUAGCGACAAAGAGGAUGGACACUCGCCUCAACUAAUGAGAAACGGUACUCAGUUCUUUUUUUUCCAAUGUUUCAAGAAAAUUUACAUGAUGGUUCUGUAAUGUCAUUUGAAUUGAUGAAAACAUUCUUUGACCAUUAAAAAGUAGUUUCUACAGUCAGGUUUCUGUUAUUGUAUUUUUGUUUCACUGAAGCGUUAGCUGAUUGCUUUGCAAUUAACAGUUGUGAUUCAGUUUACAGAGGACUUGAAUGGGCUGUAUGCGUAAUGGCAUAUAACAUUACUUGAGUUUUAUUUUGAUGUUUUGUCCAUUGUAACUGCUGCUAUUCGCUAGUUACUGACUUAUGCUGUA